Molecule: messenger RNA, 1506 nt
Organism: Hirsutella rhossiliensis
Lineage: Eukaryota; Fungi; Ascomycota; Sordariomycetes; Hypocreales; Ophiocordycipitaceae
Product: transmembrane amino acid transporter protein
Exons: 5
Coding region: 1-1506 (501 amino acids)
Biological process (GO): amino acid transmembrane transport
Cellular component (GO): fungal-type vacuole membrane
Molecular function (GO): L-tyrosine transmembrane transporter activity; L-serine transmembrane transporter activity; L-histidine transmembrane transporter activity
Source: RefSeq, a predicted model, not a curated record
AUGUCGAGAACGCGCCGACGAGGAGGCAAGGAUGGCGGCCAUGGCGGACAGGCCUCGACCUUGAGCAGCAUAGUCAAUCUGCUCAACACCAUCGUCGGUGCCGGCACCCUCGCCAUGCCCUCGGUCCUCUCCCACAUGGGAAUUAUGCUCGGCGUCAUCCUGAUACUAUGGUCCGGCGUCACAGCUGCCUUUGGCCUUUACCUCCAGUCCCGAUGCGCUCGGUACCUCGACCGCGGCAGCUCGUCCUUCUUUGCCCUCUCCCAGAUCACCUACCCGCAUGCCUCGGUCAUCUUCGACCUGGCCAUUGCCGUCAAGUGCUUUGGCGUGGGCGUGUCGUACAUGAUCAUCAUCGGCGAUCUCAUGCCGGGCGUCAUGCUCGGCUUCAACCGCGACGUUGCUGACCUUCCCUAUCUGGUCGACCGUCAUUUUUGGAUCACGGCCUUUAUGCUUCUCAUCAUACCUCUGAGCUUUCUGCGGAGGCUGGACUCGCUCAAGUACACCAGCCUUGUCGCCUUGGUUUCCAUUGGGUACCUCAUUGUUCUCGUCAUCUAUCACUUUGCGGUGGACCCCCAUGCGGACCCCCAGGAUAUCCGAGUGCUGCAGUGGGCCGGGCCAGUCGAGACCCUCAGCGCACUGCCCGUGGUUGUAUUUGCCUAUACGUGCCACCAAAAUAUGUUUUCCGUCAUCAACGAAAUCAAGGACAACUCUCCAGCGAACAUGGCCGGAGUAGUUGGCUCGAGCAUUGGCUCCGCAGCCUGCAUCUACGUUCUUGUCGCGAUUACGGGUUACAUUACCUUUGGCAACUCUAUCGUUGGAAACAUUGUCUCCAUGUAUCCCACUGGAGUUGCGUCCACCAUCGGCAAAGCUGCUAUCGUUCUCCUUGUCUUGUUUUCCAUUCCGCUGCAGGUCCAUCCCUGUCGCGCGUCCCUCGAUGCUGUCCUCAAAUGGCGGCCCAACAGGUCCAGCACCAACAGCGGCCGCCCCGGCUCACCCCUAUUGAACCCCUCUGCCAUGCCGCGGAGCGACCACGGCAGCAGCACGCCCAUGUCUGAUACGCGAUUUGCCCUUCUCACAACCGUCAUCCUGACCCUGGCGUACACUACUGCGCUGUCCGUGAGCAGCCUUGACCGCGUUCUCGCAUUUGUCGGAAGUACGGGCUCGACCUCCAUCAGCUUCAUAUUACCCGGGCUCUUCUACUACAAGAUCAGCGACCCGGAGAGCAUCCACCACCAGCGACUGAUGAAAGGCGACGACGACAUUGACGACGAAGCAGCCUCCGACGAAGAGUCGGGUGGGAUCCUUGCACAAAGCACCUCGAGCAUACGCAGCGGGACUGGCGCUGCCGGGCCGCGAACCCAAUGGCGCUGGCGCAGGAGAUGGCGGUGGGACCUGGAACAUGUCGACCACCAGCUAUUGAGGAAGCUCGCGCUCGCGCUCGCGACCUACGGAAUCGUCGUGAUGACAGUAUGUCUGCUUAUGAACAUUUUUUUUGCUGUCGCUCACUAG